UCGUUUCUAAGCGAUGGGAAGCGUGAUCGACGAACCGGAGGUUAUGAAGUGUACGCUCUCGUGCCACGGACACGGUCCACCAAGUAAGUCGUUAAUCGUCUUUGAAACGCGGGAAACGACAAUCGUGAUGCUUGAUUAAUCAGAGAGAUGUGUGUUCGAUCGUUCGCGUUUUCCUCGUUGAACCAUGAUAUAACCUCUACGGUGUACUGUAUACGCUGGUGAAUUACAUUGCAGGAGGUGGAUAAAAUGGUGAAGUAGAACUGCUUCCGGUUCGGAACUCGAGAUGGAGAAGUGACUGUUCUUUUUUUUAUCCUGGAUGGAAUCCUUCGGAGUAGUUGUAGAUGUUUCGUGCGAUUAUUUGACCAAAGUGAACUACUGGUUUGUUGUGCUGGAUCAGUGCUACGAGUGUGUGCUUUUGUCGCCGUUUUGACCAGGAUUAGCUGUGCUGCGAGUUAUUUCGACCCACCAGACACUUAAUUCCUGGCAUGCGUAGGCCGAAGGAGGAAGCAGGGGGUGAAUUGAACAGGACCGUGGAGCAUGGCGUAGCGUUCGUUUUGGGGGUUGCUGGCAGAUCAAAGCAGACGAAAGAGGGUCUGUUCGCUCUCGAGCGAUUCGAGGGCCGGUGAGCAUCGCGACGGGGCGAGCAACCCCGUUGCCUCGGCCAACGCGUAACAACCCUCCUCCCGUCUGUCACUGUCGACGAACAACAGAACAGAUGUCCUGACAGCGGGCCCCGGGCCACCAGGAUGCCGACAGACGACGACUAUGGCCGAAGAGAACGUCUCCUACUGCACCAACAUCCGAUCUCUCAAUACGGGCCCUCGUCAUCUCCGGUUCCAGGAUCGAACACCGGGGCAUCCGGAAGCGUGGGCUCGCAGAUCGGUUCAACCGGCUCCUCAGACUGUUACAAACAGCAGCAGCAGCAGCAACAGCAACAGCAGCAACAACCAGCGCAACAACAGACGGACCUACGACCGGUGGGCAAUGCAUCAACCGGUUCUGGGCAGGAUCGUUACCAGUCCGAGCAACAGGGUCAAAGUAACGAGCACGUUGAUUAUGGAGGCCGCGAACGGAUGUCCGGCAUCGAGCGGCAAGACAAGUCGACGGACAAGCCGACUAUCGACGAUUUCCCAAAAUCCUGCCCGGAGAGCCGCUCGAUACAAGCCGGCUGCGAGCGGUUCGGCCAUUAUCAGAAUCAAGAGAGAUACGGUCAGUCCUCUCUGCAAACGCACCAUCAGUUCACCCCGGGGAGAUCGGGCUCGUCGAGCGGGCAAACACUGUCGCAGACGGUUCUGGGCGAGCGUUUUCCACGAUUCAACGAGCUGGCCGGGCUGCACGGGGAGCAGAGACUAUCGCUGGCCCCGAGCGAACGUUUUCAGCCGGCUGCCGGGGGCGAGUUACGCUUCCACCAUUCCGGGAACGAGCUGGUGUCGUCGGGGAACGAGUACGCGAACGCCAACAUCCUGGUGUCGGGAUGCGCGACAAGUCCGUUCUCGUCAGAGACGUUUCCCUCUCCGCCGUCACCGGCGCCCGCGAACGACCGUUUCGUGCCCGUGCCCCCGCCGCCCCUGUCGCCCAGCCCGAGCGAGAAGUACGCCUCGACCCAGAGUCUGGCUGGUUAUUCUGCUGUUGAUAGGAUUCUGCCCCCAAGUUCUCCAAGCGCCCGAUAUGGCGGCGGCACGGCACCAGGCUCCCCGAUGCCAGCUAAGGAACGAUUCUCCUCGGCGGAGCGAUUACUGGCCAAUCAGCAGCCGUCGGGCGGCAUGCACGAGUCCAAGGAUCAGCAACGAUACGCUGGAACCAACGAUCGACUAUACGGCGCCAUCUCCACGGACAGGUUGCUCUCCUCGUCGCCCGUACACGCUCCGGUGCCGGAGAGGUUCGCCGGCAAGUCGACGGACAGGUACAUCGGUGAUUCGCCCGUUCACGAACGAUACCAUAGACAGGAGGCGUCGUCCGGUGUUCAUCAUGAUCGUUACACGACGAUAUCGUCGAACGCCGAGAGAUUCCUCUCGAGCUCACCCAAUCCAGAGGCCCCGCAUCAGCGAUACUCGUCGACGGAGAGGUCUCUGCAAGCGUCCAGCGGCGCCAACGAACAGAGACGAUUGUACACGGACCGCGGAGUCGAAACGGUUUGCCAGAAGUAUACCGAUCGAUCCAACGGCUCCCCCGUGCCCACGGACUUCGGUAGAUACUCCAGCUUUCAAGAAGUCGCCAACACUCAGUCCAGGUACGUCAGCACCGGCGAUCGUUUCAACGAGCUCGCGAUACAACGGUGCGGUCAGUCGCGAGCCAACGACCGAUUCUGCGUGUCCACCGAUCGCUAUCUGGCGAACUCCUCUCCUGGACACGACGGAAGGCUCACCGGCACCGACUCCAGGUACGCCGUAUCCGCAUCGUCCACCGAACGACUGCUCUCGGCUACCUCCUCCUCGUCCUCGUCCUCCAGUGACACCGUCGCCAGGUAUCACUCAUCCUACGCGAACACCACCGUCACGCAAUCGUCCUCGUCCAACGACCGCUUCACCUCCAUCUCGCCCACACCCGACACCGGAACCGCCACCCUCAGAGUCGGAACCUCGACCGCGAACUCGUCCGCGACCGCGACCGGAACACCCGGUUCCAGCUACCAGACCGCGACCAAGACCGGCGUGGACAAGUACCUCCAGGUGUCGAAGUCUAUACAGAGCUACGGUAACGAUCGCUACAACGUGGCCAAUCCCGGGGAUCAGUUCGACAGGCUCAGCCAAGACCGGUACGACAGGUUCUCGAAUCCGGUCAGCAACGGGGAUCGAUUCACACCUUCGACCACUGCUACUGAUCGUUUUCACUCUGCUGCUGAUCGAUACUCUCCGGCUCGUACCGCGGACAAGUACUUGUCUCUGCCUAAGCCCAAAGACCGAUAUACCGGUCGCAUAACACCGAUCUCCUCCUGCGGCACCUCGGUCGCCGCCGCCGCCUCCACCGACCGGACUUAUGGCUCGUCCAACGCCACCGGAAGCUACGUACCACCAACGGCCCACACGCCGGUCGAACGAUACGUGCCUCAGCCGCCUCCGGAGGUGCUGUACCCGGACAGAUACGUCGACAGGUACGUGCCACCCUCGGCACACACGCCGACGGAUCGUUACGUGCCCACCAACGAUCCCGGUGACCCGUACAUGAGACGAGAUCUCGGCUUCCACCAUCAUUACCGGCUACCACCGCCUGCCGGAUAUCCGUACCAUCAGUCGCACUUCCGGCUACGCGGUUUCGCUUACGCGUCACCGGGCCGCCUGGGAGGGAGUCCCGGCUCCAGUAGCUCCAGCAGCUCCGCGUCCAACCAGAGAGACGGUUUCUCCAUGUCGCCGUUGUUGAGACCCAAAGUGCGAGCGUCGGCUGUCGAAUUCCCGACCACGUCCACCGGUGUCGUCGGACGUCACGUCUGCACCAAUCCACCGUCUUGCUGCAACGAGGCUUCCGGGAACGGGAGGUCGUGCUGUCAGGCGAUCAGGAGGUCCCUGCCACCUGGAGCCCUGCCUUCGAUAUCCACGCAGCCAUCUUGGUGA
Messenger RNA from Megachile rotundata (alfalfa leafcutting bee), 3548 nucleotides. RefSeq names its product rhomboid-5 (gene rho-5). Lineage: Eukaryota; Metazoa; Arthropoda; Insecta; Hymenoptera; Megachilidae. Gene Ontology annotation, molecular function: serine-type endopeptidase activity. Gene Ontology annotation, biological process: regulation of protein secretion; regulation of epidermal growth factor receptor signaling pathway. Gene Ontology annotation, cellular component: endoplasmic reticulum membrane. The record is from RefSeq and is a predicted model, not a curated record.